ACAAAUUGUUUUUCCUCGGCCAGAUUCCUCGAUUUUCUCCGUGUUCUGUAAUUUGGAUAGAUUUGAAACUCUCUUUGUUGUUCCCUUGAUUUAUAUUUUUUAUUCGCCUUCUUGUUUUUUUUUUUUUUUGCUCUAUUCGUUUCCUUUGUUAUCUUUGUUUUGGUUUGAUCUGGAAUCCUGCUCUACUAUACUAUUUCAAUUCGAUUCUUCACCGGCGGUAUUCUAACGAAGAAGACACAAAUUGGAGCGUCACUGGAUGUUUAUGGUAGAAUGAAUCAAGGAGGGAACACUCAGGCCGCAGCUCCACUGGACCCUAAUUCCAUUGAGAAACGAUAUGGUAUUGAUGGAAACCAAGGGCAGAUAUCUUCAUAUCAAUACUCAACUGGGUCUGACGGUGCCCCAUGGACAGCACAGAGGGUGGACAAUCAGGUUGUGGAGAAUGGGAACUAUUCAAAUUCAAACUAUUACCAUCCACAGCCUACAGGGCCAGCCUCAGGAAAUGUGCAAGAAAUACCGAAUACUGCAUCCUUCACUAGCUCAACGACGUCUGGAACUGCUAAUGUGGCACAAGAUUAUAGUGGAUAUACGCCAUACCAGACCUCUUCUGACCCACACAACUAUUCAAACACGGGAUAUUCCAAUUACUACAGUAGCUAUCAACAGCAACCUAGCCAGUCAUAUUCUCAGCCUGUAGGGGCGUAUCAAAACACAGGUGCUCCUUAUCAGCCUAUUUCCUCAUUUCAGAAUCCAGGAUCUUAUGCUGGGACUGCAAGUUAUUCAGGAACUUACUACAAUCCUGCUGAUUAUCAGACUACUGGAGGUUACCAAAGUACAAAUUAUAACAACCAAACGGCUGGAGGUUACCCAAAUACAAACUACAGCAAUCAGACUCCUACAUCAAACCAGGGAAACUAUACGGACUAUACAUCAAACUCAUAUCAAAAUUAUACACCUGACGCUGCUAACACUCAUAGCUCCACUACUGCAACUACAAUACCUGUACAUUAUCAACAGAACUACCAACAGUGGCCAGAUUAUUACAGUCAAGCAGAAGUACCCUGUGCCCCGGGCACGGAAAAGUCUGCCACUAGUUCAUUUAGUCAGAGCUUUCCAGUUCCUGGUGUUACCAGUGAAAUGCCUGCUUCUAAUGGUCAGCCUGCUCCGUCUUAUGCCCAACCUUGGAGACAGGAAACCAACUCCUCCCAACCACCUUCUCAGCAGCCUGGUGCAGCGGUUAGUGCCUCUAAUGAUGCCUACUGGAUGCAUCAAACACCAAACCAGCAAGCUCAUUAUCCUGUUCCUCCGCAAAAUCAUUACCAGAGUCCUCUGGAGACGAAACCCUUAUAUGAGACUCCGUUUCAGGGGCAUCAGAGACCUACAUAUCCUCAAGGAAUGAACUCUCAGUCUUCCAUUCAUCAGGCACCGUUAGGCUAUCGCCAGCCUACUCAGACAACACCGUCAGUGGAUACACCAAGGGUAAGCAAAGUACAGAUUCCAACUAACCCUAGAAUUGCUUCGAACUUGCCAUCAGGUUUUCCCAAAAUGGAUAAAGAUAGUUCAGGAGCCGGUGCAACCCAAACACCUGCAUAUGUUAGUGUUUCAAUGCCAAAGCCGAAAGGCCACACCACUGCUAUGCCUGAGCCUGGAACCUUCCCCAAAUCACUUCGUGGGUUUGUCGAGAGGGCUUUUGCACGCUGCAAAGAUGAUACAGAAAAGGCAUCUUGCCAGGCCGCCCUGAGGGAGAUCAUCACCAAAGCUACGGAUGAUGGUAGUCUUAAUACUCGGGAUUGGGAUACUGAGCCUCUCUCAACUGUCCUGAGCACACAUAUGACUAACACUGAGUCGAGCUGUACUCUUAUUUCUUCGUUCCAAAAUAAGAGCCCAAUAAGACGACCCAAAAGUAGAUGGGAGCCGGUACUGGAAGCAAAACCAUUUGUCAAGUCAGCUUCAACUUUCAGCAGUGGUGUUAAGUUUGGAGGUUGGAAUCACCAAAAUGAAAUUAACAAAAAGAACUCUGAGAGUUUUCAAAAGGUGGAUGCUGUCACUGGCUUCAAGCCAACUUACUCUGGGCAAAAUUCUGCAAAAAAGAGUUUCCAGCGGCCUGUCAAGCGACAGCGUUUUUCUGGUGGUGCAGCUACUGCCAUUGAUGAUGAGGCAUCUAGUGAUAGUGACAAGGAUUUGACACCUUACUAUUCCAGCACAAUGGCACUUGCUAGUUCUGCCGAGGAAAAGAAGCGGCGUGAUAGUCGUUCCAAGCGUUUUGAAAAAGUUCAAGGGCACGGCCGAGGGAAUGAUACUCCUAAACCUAAGAAUGUAAAUGUUGGAAAUUUGCAGUCUAGAAGAGCCACUGCACUGAGGCUUAGCAGAGAUUUUGAUGAAAGUGGCAGCAGAGCUGUGGAAGACAUUGACUGGGAUUCACUAACUGUUAAAGGAAGUUGCCAGGAAAUUGAGAAACGUUAUCUCCGUCUUACUUCUGCACCGGAUCCUUCCACCGUAAGGCCAGAGGAUGUGCUGGAAAAAGCUCUGUUAAUGGUUCAGGAUUCUCAAAAGAAUUAUCUCUAUAAAUGUGAUCAGCUAAAAUCUAUUCGCCAAGACCUCACAGUACAACGGAUACACAAUCAUUUAACAGCUAAGGUUUAUGAAACACAUGCUAGAUUGGCUUUGGAGGCUGGGGAUUUACCUGAGUAUAAUCAGUGCCUGUCACAGUUAAAAAUUCUGUACGCGGAAGGUAUAGAAGGGUGCUCUCUGGAGUUUGCUGCGUACAGUCUGCUCUAUAUUACCUUACAUUCUAACAACAACCGAGAACUGCUAUCAUCUAUGUCCAGAUUAUCCGAAGAAGCUAAGAAGGAUGAAGCAGUUAGACAUGCUCUCUCAGUUCGUGCAGCUGUUACAUCAGGAAAUUAUGUUAUGUUCUUCAGACUCUACAAGACUGCACCAAACAUGAACAGUUGCCUCAUGGAUCUCUAUGUGGAGAAGAUGCGUUAUAAGGCAGUGACUUUUAUGUCUCGGAGUUGUCGUCCGACAAUCCCGGUCUCAUACUUAGUCCAAGUGUUGGGCUUUACUGGUGCUUCAAGCGAAAGUACCGGUGAAAAGGAGACCGAUGGUAUGGAGGAGUGUUCUCAAUGGCUAAAAGCCCAUGGUGCUAGCCUCAUAGCUGACAGUAACGGUGAUAUGCUUCUUGACACCAAGGCGUCGACACCGAGUCUGUUCAUGCCAGAACCUGAAGAUGCAGUUGCUCAUGGAGACCGAAAUCUAGAUGUCAAUGAUUUUUUUACGCGUACAUGACGAAAAAAGAAUUAAUGUUUGUUGUGUAGUCUGAUGGAAAAGAAAAGAAGCCAAAAUGCCUCUCUGGCAAUCAUCAUCAUCAUCAUCAUCAUCAUCUUUUGCCACACAUAAUCUCAGGUAUGACAUUUUAGGUUUAUAAUACUUAAUAGGUGUAGGAGGUCUUUUGAAAGAGAAACCAAAUGUGUUUGUAAUUCGUUAUUGUGAAUAUGGAAAAAUCCUUAUUCUUCUAAAGACUUUGAGAUAUCCAGCAAUACUCUUUCUUUUAUAUAAAUGAAAAAGCAUUUUACAUUUAAA
This is a messenger RNA of Eutrema salsugineum, 3579 nucleotides long. Its product is annotated as SAC3 family protein A. The coding region runs from base 271 to 3285 and encodes 1004 amino acids. The transcript is spliced from 14 exons. The record is from RefSeq and is a predicted model, not a curated record. Lineage: Eukaryota; Viridiplantae; Streptophyta; Magnoliopsida; Brassicales; Brassicaceae. Gene Ontology annotation, cellular component: nucleus.